AUGAAGCGGAAGACGCGGAACAAGAUCGUGGUGACGGUGCUGCUGCUGGGGGCGGCGGCGGUGCUGAUCGGCGGCACGCUGGCGCUGAUCCUGACGGCGGGCACCUGGAAGGUGAAGCUCAAGGAGUCGCAGGAGAAGGUGUGCAACAAGGGGUGGGAGUGCUCCGGCACCAAGUACUGCUGCAACCAGACCAUCACCGACUUCUUCAAGGUGUACCAGUUCGAGAACCUCUUCGCCAAGCGCAACUUCCCCGUCGCCAAGGCCGUCGGCUUCUGGGACUACCAGGCCUUCAUCACCGCCGCCUCGCUCUUCGAGAACCAGGGCUUCUGCACCACCGGCGGCAUCGACAUGCAGAUGAUGGAGCUCUGCGCCUUCCUCGGCCACGUCGGCGCAAAGACCUCAUGUGGAUACGGCGUGGCGACCGGCGGUCCGACGGCGUGGGGGCUGUGCUACAACCACGAGAUGAGCCCCGACCAGGGCUACUGCGACGACUCCUACACGCAGUGGCCCUGCGUCAAGGGCGCCGAGUACUACGGCCGCGGCGCCAUCCCGGUCUACUGGAACUUCAACUACGGCGCGGCCGGGGACGGGCUGAAGGUGGACCUGCUGCACCACCCGGAGCUGCUGGAGCAGAACGCGACGCUGGCGUUCGCGGCGGCCAUGUGGCGGUGGAUGACGCCCAUCAAGAAGAAGCAGCCGUCGGCGCACGAGGCUUUCACGGGGGUGUGGAAGCCCAGCAAGAACGACACGCUGAGCAAGCGCCUCCCGGGCUUCGGCGCCACCAUGAACCUCCUCUACGGCGAGUCCAUCUGCGGCCGGGGCUUCAUCGACGAGAUGAACGUCAUCAUCUCCCACUACCAGUACUACCUCGACCUCAUGGGCUUCGGCCGGGAGCGCUCCGGCCUCAACCUCGACUGCGCCGAGCAGGCCCCCUUCAACCCCGCCCCCAAGAAGGACGACGAGCAGCAGCCCACCGGCGGCCAGAAGCUAGCACCAUGUUGCUGUAUAAAUAUUCUUACCACGCCAUUGCCUGCUCAGCGUGUGAGCUGCUUUGGUGCCAUUUUGGGUAGUGUAUGUGAAUUGGGAAAACUUUAG
Triticum turgidum subsp. durum (durum wheat) is the source of this 1095-nucleotide messenger RNA. NCBI's taxonomy places the organism in Eukaryota, Viridiplantae, Streptophyta, Magnoliopsida, Poales, Poaceae. The record is from the annotation of a GenBank genome assembly.